Balaenoptera musculus (blue whale) is the source of this 1776-nucleotide messenger RNA. RefSeq names its product myomegalin. The transcript has 8 exons. NCBI's taxonomy places the organism in Eukaryota, Metazoa, Chordata, Mammalia, Artiodactyla, Balaenopteridae. The record is from RefSeq and is a predicted model, not a curated record. The coding region runs from base 572 to 1663 and encodes 363 amino acids.
GCCAGGUCCGCGAGCAGGAUCGAGCCCUCCCUCCAUCCCCCCUGACCUACGAAGGGGUUUUUCAGCUGCGCGGUUCCGCUGCAGGUGCCCACCCGGCUCAUUCGGGAGUCGGGUUCUCACACCUGCCGGCCCCGAGCAAACAAUUACGUCGGAUAUUAAGGAGCAGGCCCCGAGUUGGGUGCUUUUUUGGGUACCGGGGCGAAUCUGACACUCACGACCCCUUUCUCUCUUCUACCCGCCCGCCGCCUCUGCCGCCGACCUGACCAGAGCUAAUUUCUUGCCACUGCCGGCUCUGGGGAAGCAAGUAUUUCUCACGGGACUUUGGGAGGAGGUUACAGAAAGCGUGCACCCGGCCAGCCUCCGCGCCGCUGAGUCCACGCUCACUGGCAGCUGCGGCUUCUGUGGAGAGCUAAGGUCGUAAUGUGCACAGGACACCACAGGGUGGCGCCAGCGGCCUUCCGUGGGAUACGCACAACGCUGCCGCCUCGUCGGAUCCGAGAGCUACCGCCAUGGUCUGUCCAUCCGGGAGCCCGGUUAUAGCCAGUAAGUGUGGAGCUAAAAAAGUGUAUUAAUGAUCGUUGGAGGCAGUAAGAGGGUUCUUUGUGAGAAAAUGCUCCAACUGAAGACUGUGAUGCAUCAGCCCUUAGAGAAGAAGGGACCUGCUGAGAGGGGAGUGAAUGAGCGGAAGACUCAGCCUGAGAAAGCAGGAUUCUCCUCUGUGUCCCACAGUGGGAAAUAUUCCUUGAUCCAGGAUCAGGCUCGAGAGUUGACCCACCUGCGGGAAAAGAUGAGGAUUGGGAGGGCUGUCUCUUCCCUUCUCCUCCAACAUGUCAAGAACACAGUGAAGACCUUUGAAGAGCUCCUCAGUAGUAAUAAGAUCGACUACUACAUGGAGCAGCGUUUCCGUGAGCAGCUGGCCAAGGGCAGCCAGCUGGCGGAGAGCCUGGCCAGCAAAUUCAACACAGAUGACUGUAUAAGUAAGAAGAAUCAAAGACAACAGGUGCUGCGGAACCUCAGUAUCUUAAGGGAGUUGCAGAAGAAGGGUAAAAUGACGGAAGUCCUAGAGACCAAGCAGGAUGCCCGGCCCCAGACUAGGCCCCAGACCCGCUCCAGCAGCCAUGCCCAGUCCGCUGCCCAUCGCUCCUCUAGCAGCACGUCCCCACUGUCUGAUGAGCAGGAAGUGCGCCCUGCAGUGGAUGUGGCCAAUGUCAGCCCAGCCACUCCUGCUGAUUCAGGUUCAUUGCCCAGCAACCAUUCAGAAGCCAUGUCUGCUCAGCCCUUCUAUCCUUUGAGUGGCACCACACAGCUGAGUGGGACACCAGACCCUGGGCUUCAUGGCAGCAGUGGCCCAUGGGACGAGAUGAGGCCUCAGAAGAUGAAUGCAUCUGGGAACCUAUCCUCCUUCUCCUCUUUAUACCAGCCCAACUCCAAGCCCUCUGGGGCCGACCUGCUGGAAAAGAAUCUUGUUGAGAUCCGGAACCUGCGCCAGCGCCUGGAGGAAUCCAUAUUCAUCAAUGACCGCCUGCAGGAGAGGCUGGAAUAUGUGCUCAGCAAUGCUCACCAAGGAAAAAGCACUGCACAGCCAGCUCCAGAUGUCUCCCUCGCAACCCCUCAUUCAUACACUGAGAGUCACUAUUCUGGCUCUGGUAAGGACAUCUUGUGACAUGACAACAGGAGGGUCUAGAGAUAUGUUCUCCAGAUUUUCCAGCCCUAUCCAACAGCAUUCGUGGGUGUAAACUUGGAGGCAUCAGACAUUACCUUUAAAUGAAUGGAUCA